AUGAACGAGGGAGUCGCAAUAGUCACAUGCUACGGAAACAGCCGAGAGCUCGACCUCCUCCAAAAGCCAGCGUCUCAUGCUAGACUAACUCUGCACUCUCACCUCCAUCUGUCGGCGCAGAGGCCAUCCACGAAGAAGGUGAAGACCAAGCUCACCACGGAUACAACGGAGACGUCGCAGAACCCGCCGUUGGCCAGGAAGAUUGUCACUGGCGUCGGAACACCUACGCCGUCCUCCUUACCUCCGAAAGCAGUCAAGCGCAAAGGUGCUCUCCCCAAGAUUGAUGUCGACAAGCCUGAUACUCCAGAGCCCGAGGGAGGGAAUCGGUUGGGGGCCAAUGGUCGCCAAUCGCAGCUCACAGGUCCACCACCAAGGCAGCAAGAUGCUGAAUAUGACCGUGAGGAGCACGUCAAUGAAGACGGCGAGGAUAUCAAUCCUGAUACGCCGGCGUCUGGGGACUCCGAAAACGAGGAUGACAAUGACACACCGGAGCUGCACGAUGAGGGCGAUCUCAAUAUAGGUGGUGAGGCUGUCAUCUUCACUCGAGUCCCUUCUGCCAGUACAAACCUGAGUCCUGCGUCCCGAGACGUCACAAGUCAUCAGCGCGCAUCGUUUCAGGACAAGAGAACCCCGCAAACACCAUCAUCCUCGUCUAGUGCACCGGUAUCUCCAGGACUGGUGCGCGCUGCGACCAGUAAGAAGACUCAGCGAGAGCGCAAGCUCGAAGAAGAAAUGCCAACAAUAUCGGCUGGAAAGCCGCUCAUAGCGAAGCCGUCUGGAUAUAUCCGCGUCUCUGAACAGUCCGAAGAAGGCGCCAACUCCGAUGACGACGAGCCGGCGGUCGCAUGGCUACUGCACACUGAUAUAACCAGAGCCCUCAAGCGCAAGUCAGAGAACAGGUUUGGUAUCAAUAUCAAGAAGUGUCCUGACGAAGUCCAGGAGGUCCUCCGUGCCAGCUUUGACAGGGGCAUGAUUCUCCUUGCAUUCGGCGAUGGGACUGUCUAUCCCGACAUUGCGGUGCUACAGUCUGAGUCCUUCGUCACACCAUUUGAAAUGCAAGGUAUCGAGAGGAUAUCGCUUGAUGCCCUCAUCACUGCGGCGGAGACCUUGGGGUUCGAUGAUAUCAAGAAGGCUGCCGCCAGUGCCUAUCCACCUGCAGCACAGCUGGCUAAGCUCUCCCGCGACGCAGUGAGCAAUCUGCUCGAGAGUAGCAACUUCUUGUACCCGAAGCUGCCGAGUGGCGACUACCAGUAUACUCAACCGUUUGCAGGACUGGGACUCGCCGACGUUGUCAAGUCCGCCUUCUUUGGGAACACGCAUCCUUGCAGGGUCGGCUCUCAGAACAUCGGGAUGCUCACGUUGUCGCUUCCGACUGCACCGCACGAGCUCGAGAUACCUGACCACAUGCUUGCCAUGGCUGCUGCAGCUAUUAAUUCAGUCCUCGUCGACCAAGUUCAUCCGCAGCUGACGAAGUCCAGGACCACCGAGUUCGCAGGUUCAACCCUCAGGAACGCAUACAAAGCGUACAUGAUCAUCCUCGUCAACAUGCACAUCACGAAACCGCUCAGGUAUCACGCCCUUAUGCAUGGCAUCUGCAUGACGGCAACUGGGGGCCAUGCCAUUACUCUCCACGGUCACGCGGCGCAGAACGACAUUCUCGCCAACGUCGAUUGGGAGAACAUCGCCGACUAG
Trametes versicolor FP-101664 SS1 is the source of this 1692-nucleotide messenger RNA. RefSeq lists its product as uncharacterized. The coding region runs from base 1 to 1692 and encodes 563 amino acids. The record is from RefSeq and is a predicted model, not a curated record. The transcript is spliced from 11 exons. NCBI's taxonomy places the organism in Eukaryota, Fungi, Basidiomycota, Agaricomycetes, Polyporales, Polyporaceae.